Molecule: messenger RNA, 753 nt
Organism: Polistes dominula (European paper wasp)
Lineage: Eukaryota; Metazoa; Arthropoda; Insecta; Hymenoptera; Vespidae
Product: IQ domain-containing protein K
Molecular function (GO): protein binding
Source: RefSeq, a predicted model, not a curated record
AUGUUUUCUACGUUAGCCAAAGAAUACAUUGCCAAGAAUAAAUUUUGUUUCAGUUGUAUUCAGGAUAUUGAAAAUGAUAUUCAGUGUCAAAAAGAACAGAAUUCUUGCAUAAGAGAAUCGCGUGUUGACGAUAAACAAGAAUACAAUUUAUGGCAGUCUAUUAUUGAUGAAUACGAGGAAAAACGAGCUCAAUAUACCGAAUGGAAAAAAGAAAAGGAAGAUUCGUCAAUCGUAGUUCCUUAUCAAGAUAAACCAUCGAAUUAUUUGAAUAAAGAAAUAUUUCCUUUAUUGUUACCAGCAAUGGAAAAGAUGUUGGCUGAAGCUCGUCGUUGGGAUGUACUUAAAGUACAGAAAAGUCGAUUUAAUGGUCUCGAUUAUUUGGCUGAAAUUUUGUGGAACCUUAAUCCAAAAUAUCCUAAACGUAAAAUUAAAUGGCAUACGGUUUUUGAGAUACCACAAUUUAAAUUAUUAUUACGUUUACAUCCAAGGCCAAUCUUUCCAAUGUCCUGGUUAUUAACCAAAGAGGAAGCAGCUUUGUAUAUACAAAAAUACGUACGUGGUUGGUUAGUUAGAAAACGUGAUAAUGUACAAGAAAUGAGACAAUUUUGGAAGGCUCUUGCUGAGGAGAAAGCAGAUAUUACUCAAAAUUUACUGGACAAUGAUUUAGGACCAAAAGAUAAGUUGAAAAUGGAAAAGAAGAUAGAUGAUCUGUGCGAAUUUUACAAAUUAUUAGGAAAGUAUAAGACAACAUAA